Molecule: messenger RNA, 986 nt
Organism: Paramecium sonneborni
Lineage: Eukaryota; Ciliophora; Oligohymenophorea; Peniculida; Parameciidae
Source: the annotation of a GenBank genome assembly
UUUUAAUGAAAAUAGUUCUAAUAGCAUUACUUAUUGGCUUAGCAUUUUCAUAAAAUUAAGCAUUAAGUGAAAUUUAAGAGAAUCCAAUACCAACAUUAGUUUAUGAAACAAAAAACGAAGAAUCACAAUAAAUUGAAUAACAUUAAUAAUUAUAAGGAUAUAUUGAUAUUGAUGGUCAUUUUGUAUCAAAUUAAGUUGGUAAUACUUAAAAUACAAUAUCUGAAGAUGCUACCUAAGCAAAUUAAGAAUAAAAUAAAAAUAACCAAAUGAGUUAAAGUGAUGAUUUGUAAGCUACUACAUAAGAAGGAUAAUAAUAAUAAUAAUUAGUUUCAACUGAUACUGAAUUUGAUCCAAUGCUUGAUAUGGAAAAUUCAAUGCCUUAUGAAUUCCCUGAAGAUUAAUAAGUUUAAGAAGAAUAGAAAGAUUAAGAUGAUGAUAAUCAUUAUUUAUCAGCUAGUUUAGAAUUGUAAUAAGCCAUAAUUAAAAUUUAGACCAAUUCGAAAUGCAAACUAAGUUUAUGAUUCAUUAGGAAACUAAAUUGAUUCAUAUGAUGGUAUGAAAACAUACUUGUAAUUAAUUUUAUAAAUUUAGAGCUCUUGAUAUAGCCGAAUAAGAUGAUAAUUAAGCAAACAUUAGUGUUUAAGAAAAAUAAGAAGAUUGUAUUGUGAUUUAUUCAAAAUGUGAUUUCUAAGGAGAAAGUUUACCUAUUUGUGAGUCUUUGAAGGAAGUUGAGUAAAAUUUAGCAAAAUUUUAGGGAUUUUUAAUAUGAUAUUAAGUCAAUUUAUUUACCUGAAGGAUAUUAAAUGACAAUAUAUUCAGAAGAGAAUUAUUAAGGAUAAUAAGUUACAUAUUAAGAGAGUCAAAAAUGUUUAACUAAAGCAAUUUCACUAGCUUAGCUUAGAGGGAGAUAGACAUCAUAAACUUAAAAUCAAGAUCCUAAUCAAAGUAUUUUAACAUCAAAUCUAAGAAGUAGAUAAUGAUCAUUA